Messenger RNA from Lachancea meyersii CBS 8951, 1725 nucleotides. Lineage: Eukaryota; Fungi; Ascomycota; Saccharomycetes; Saccharomycetales; Saccharomycetaceae. The record is from the annotation of a GenBank genome assembly.
AUGAGCUCGUCGUCCCACUCCCAGAGCAUCGAACUCAACACGGUGAACUUUUCCAAAGACGAAGUAAAACCCGCCAUUUUCCAUAAAGAAGACGUCUUCGAAGACCCCGGUCAGCCCAAAUAUGACCUCGAUCUCGAAGGCCCUCGCACGCACGCGCUGCUCGAGGACAAACUCGCGCUCGACGACGAAAUCGCCCAGCUCGACCAACUCGGCGAGACUUUCAAGCACGAACGCUCCCUGUGGCAACGCGUGUGCUCGCUCGACCUCGGCGUCGAUUUCCAAGACAAGCGCUACAUGGUGUACAUGCUCGGCGUGUUCGCGUCCGCAGCAGGCAUCUUGUCCGGUAUCGACCAGUCCAUCAUCUCGGGCGCCUCGAUCGGAAUGAACGACAUGCUGAAACUGACUUCGCACGAGGCCUCGCUGGUCUCGAGUCUGAUGCCCCUGGGCGCCAUGGCCGGCUCCAUCCUCAUGUCUCCGCUCAACGAAUUGUUCGGCCGGAAAUCGUCCAUUGUCAUCUCGUGCAUUUGGUAUACCGUCGGCGCCAUUCUGUGCGCAGCUGCCACCAACCACCACAUUAUGUACGCAGGUCGUUUUAUUCUCGGGGUCGGAGUCGGUAUCGAAGGUGGUUGCGUGGGUAUCUACAUCUCCGAGUCCGUACCUUCCAAUGUUCGGGGAAAUCUCGUAUCCAUGUACCAAUUCAACAUUGCCCUUGGUGAACUGUUUGGCUAUAUUAUCGGUGUCAUUUUCUUCGACGUACAUGGAGGAUGGCGGUUCAUGGUUGGAUCUUCUCUGGUUUUCUCCACCGCUUUGUUUGUCGGCUUAUUCUUCUUGCCUGAAUCUCCACGUUGGUUGGUUCACAAAGGUCGCGUUGGUGAAGCUUGGAAUGUUUGGAAACGUCUUAGAGACGUGUCCGUGGAUUCCAACAAAGUGGAAUUUUUGGAGACACGCCAAGCUGCUCAACAAGACGAAGAGCUUCGCCGUAAUGAAUCUCGUUUCCAAAACUGGUUUGACUUGGUCCGCAUCCCCCGGAACCGUCGUGCUCUCGUGUAUGCGGUUAUGAUGGUUGCUUUGGGUCAAUUGACAGGUAUUAAUGCCAUUAUGUAUUACAUGUCCACCUUGAUGCAUAACAUUGGAUUUGACAAUAAGAGAUCGGUGGCAAUGUCCAUGGUUGGUGGUGCAGCUCUGUUGAUCGGAACUAUCCCAGCAAUUUUGUGGAUGGAUCGUUUUGGAAGACGUGUGUGGUCGAUGAACUUGAUCUUAUUUGCAGUGGGUCUAGUCUUAGUCGGGGUUGGGUACAAGAUCAAUCUCGAGACCAAUUUGAAAGCAGCCGAAGGUGUUUAUUUGACGGGUCAAAUCUUGUAUAACAUGGCGUUUGGUUCUUACUCUGCUUUGACAUGGGUUUUGCCAUCUGAAUCAUUUUCGCUGGCGACUAGAUCUGUGGGUAUGACAGUGUGCUCAACAACGUUGUACCUCUGGAGUUUCACUGUUACAUACAACUUUGACCGCAUGCAAAAGGCCAUGACUUACACGGGUUUGACGUUGGGAUUUUACGGAGGUAUUGCCAUCGUCAUUGGUCUUCCUUACCAAUUGUUGUUCAUGCCAGAAACCAAGAAUAAGACUUUGGAAGAAAUUGAUGAUAUUUUCUCAAAACCAACUCGCGUUCUCGUGGGGGAAAAUAUCGCAAGCAUGAAGAGAAUUGUGAAGCGGUUCACUUCGAAGUCCUAG